Messenger RNA from Staurois parvus, 720 nucleotides. The record is from the annotation of a GenBank genome assembly. Lineage: Eukaryota; Metazoa; Chordata; Amphibia; Anura; Ranidae.
GGCAGAGGCACACCGGGCUGGACUCCGGGCAGAGGCACACCGGGCUGGACUCCGGGCAGAGGCACAUCGGGCAGGACUCCGGGCAGAGGCACAUCGGGCUGGGACACCGGGCAGAGGCACAUCGGGCUGGACUCCGGGCAGAGGCACAUCGGCUGGACUCCGGGCAGAGGCACAUCGGGCCAGAGGCACACCGGGCAGAGGCACACCGGGCUGGACUCCGGGCAGCAGGCACAUCGGGCAGGACUCCGGGCAGAGGCACAUCGGGCAGGACUCCGGGCAGAGGCAAUCGGAUUACCAGGCGAAGCAGCAGGCAGCGGGCCACCAGGCGGAGCAGCAGGCACACUGGGCCCCAGGCGGGGCAGCAGGCACCGGGCCCCCAGGUGGAGCAGCAGGCACCCGGGCCCCUGGGCGGAGCAGCAGGCACCAGGCCCCCCCGGGCAGAGCAGCAGGCCCCGGGCGGGGCAACAGGUAUCGGGGCCCCCGGGCGGGGCGACCGGCAUCGGGUCCCCAGGCGGGGCAACCGGGCAUUGGGCCCCCAGGCGGAGUGGCAGGACAAUGGAUCGUCUGGCUGGACAGCGGGCAUCGGGUCACCAGGCAUCAGGUCAUUUGGCUCGACAGCGGGCACCGCGUCAUCUGGCAAGGCAGUGGGCUCCGAGUCAACAGGCACGACAGUGGGCACCGGGUCAUCAGGCAUUGGAUCGUCUGGCUCGACAGCGGGCA